Molecule: messenger RNA, 876 nt
Organism: Triticum urartu
Lineage: Eukaryota; Viridiplantae; Streptophyta; Magnoliopsida; Poales; Poaceae
Source: RefSeq, a predicted model, not a curated record
UCAAUCCUCCUCUGCUCCCGCAGGAUGGCUUUCUCUGUUCAAUUGCUUAAUUUGGUUGUCUUUGUCUUACCUGAACUGCAAGGGAACCAACUUACAUGGCAUGAUGGAUGGAGAUAAGUAGAUUUUUUUUGUUGUGUUCACAUGCUUUCUAAUAGUUUUGAGCAAUAUGCAUAAAUAUGUUAUAAUCAAUCAAAGACAGUGAGAAUGUUUGCUGAAAUCUUUAGAAGUGGGCAUCCUAUGAAUUGCUUUGAUUGAACGUCCAAUGAUGAUCUCAUCUUAUAGUACCUCACUUUUGAAACAUUGUAUUGGUAGUUUUUAUCUUUACGAUUUUUCCUUCUGUACAUACUGGAUUGCAUUAUUUAGGACAUGAGACAGUGCUGCAAACAGCUCAUGAGAGUAGUUAGCAAAUGCAAAUCAUUGUAUAUUGUCAUUUAUGCUUCUCUUAAUAGAAAAUAGUACUAUUCUGGGGAAGGGCAUCUGGCUGAGUUUCAAUAAAACUCUUCAGGUUUUGUAUGGCGAGAUUCUCUUUAUAAAACAAGAUUUGUAUUGGUGGUAGAUCGACAACAACUGACAAGGACUACCACGAUUAGAGCUACUCUUUGGCACCCAUGUUACAGCAUGAAGUCAAGCAGGAAACAAGGGAUCCGUGGGACGAGGCCAAGGUGUACGUGCGCAACCUUCCCUACGACGUUAGCAGCGAGCGCCUUGUGCAGCUCUUCGGGCAGGACGUCGUCGUCGAGGUCACCGUGUCGAUAUGUGGUAUUGGUGACAGAAGGUGCAUCACGCGCUUGGGUAUUUUCCUCCGCACGAGCAGGAUGAACCCAAGGCCCCUCCUGUGAAUCCCGUUGCUUACCAUUUUUCAUGAUUAAGAUCUUG